AACUAUACAUUGGCCGAUCACGAUCGUGUCAGUCGAUUGCCAGCAGCGGCAGUAAGUGGACGUGGCAUUGAAAAUUCUGUUUAUCUUUAUAAAAAUUCGCGAGUGAUAAUAAUCGCGCGUGAAUUCUUUUUCGACACAAAAUCAUUAUCUGGAUUUUUGUACGCGCACGCCGCCGCCGACUGGCCAAUAACUCAUCAUCAGCCAUAUGAGGCGAAGCUGCGAGCCGUUAUUGAAGUAAGCCCCAAGCACCGCAGCCAUGUCGUCCAAGGCCAUAUACGAGGCGAGCGGCAAGGACCUCAUCAACAGACACAUAGCGUCGGGCACGGCGCUGGUGCCGUGUCGGUUCGCCACCUUCGAACAGAACACCGUCUGGGAAGACGAACUCGGGAAAAACCCAUGGCUCGCCAAAGAACAACUGGUGGUGAAGCCGGACCAGCUGAUUAAGCGGCGCGGCAAGCUUGGGCUGGUGGGCGUCAACAAGGCGGCCGCCGACGUGCGGCGCUGGCUCGCCGACCACAUGGGCAAGGAGCAGGCCGUCGGCGCAUGCGUCGGCAACCUGCGCCACUUCAUCGUCGAGCCCUUCGUCAAGCACGACGCGAACGAGGAGAUGUACAUCUGCAUCCAGUCGGGACGCCGCUCGGACACGAUCCUGUUCCACCACCAGGGCGGCGUGGACGUGGGCGACGUCGACGCGCUCGCCAUCAGGCUCGAGAUACCCGUGGACACGUUCCCGACCGGCGAGGACAUAGACCAAGUGUUGCUCAAAAACAUCAAGUCGGUAACCAUUAAAAGGAUCCUGACGACGUUCAUCCUGGAGCUGUACCGCGUGUACGUGGACCUGUACUUCACGUACAUGGAGAUCAACCCGCUGGUGGUGACGGGCGAGCGCAUUUACCUGCUGGACCUCGCCGCCAAGCUCGACCAGACCGCCGACUUCAUCUGCGCCAAGAACUGGGGCGACAUCACCUUCCCGCCGCCCUUCGGCCGCGACGCCUACCCCGAGGAGGCGCACAUCGCGGACCUCGACGCCAAGAGCGGCGCCAGUCUCAAGCUGACGGUGCUGAACAAGUCGGGGCGCAUCUGGACGAUGGUGGCGGGCGGCGGCGCGUCCGUGGUGUACACCGACACCAUCUGCGAGCUGGGCGGCGCGGCCGAGCUCGCCAACUACGGCGAGUACUCCGGCGCGCCCACCGAGAGCCAGACCGCCGACUACGCCAAGACCAUCUUCAGCCUCAUGUGCCGCGACAAGCACCCCGACGGGAAGGUUCUGAUUAUCGGCGGCGGCAUCGCGAACUUCACGAACGUGGCGGACACGUUCCGCGGCAUCAUCACCGCCAUGAAGACGUACAAGGACGCGCUGCUGCAGUACAACGUCACCAUCUUCGUGCGGCGCGGCGGACCCAACUACCAGGAGGGGCUCAGACAAAUGCGUGAGGUGGGCCAGCGUCUGCGCAUCCCGCUGUACGUGUUCGGGCCUGAGAGCAACAUGACGGCCAUCGUGGGUCUCGCGCUCGGCCACGCGCCCAUCCCCAAGGAACAUCAGCUCGAUUACGCGCCCAAGCAGCUGCCCAAGCCACAGCCUGCUACGAAGCCGCCGGCGCCCCCGGCGAGCGUGUCGGCGCGCGAGGUGGAGCGCGCGUGCUCGGCGGCGCGCGCGCGGGAGUCGUCAGCGACGGUCGGCGCGCGCGCACUCUUCUCCGACCGCACCAAGGCCAUCGUCUGGGGCAUGCAGAACCGCGCCAUACAGGGCAUGUUGGACUUCGACUACAUCUGCCGUCGUGCGGAGCCGUCGGUGGUGGCGAUCGUGUACCCCUUCACCGCCGACCACAAGCAGAAGUACUACUUCGGCAACAAGGAGGUGUUCAUACCAGUGUUCUCGGACAUGGACGUGGCGAUGCGCAAGCACCAGGAGGCAACCGUGCUCGUCAACUUCGCGUCGCUGCGGUCCGCGUACGACAGCACCAUACAGGCGAUGCAGCAUCCCCAGAUCAACACAGUGGUCAUCAUCGCUGAAGGCAUCCCCGAAAACAUGACGAGGAAAAUCAUCAAACUUGCUGACGCUCGCGGAGUCAACAUCAUCGGGCCCGCGACCGUGGGCGGCAUCAAGCCCGGCUGCUUCAAGAUCGGCAACACCGCCGGCAUGAUCGACAACAUCGUGGAGAGCAAGCUCUACAGACCCGGCAGCGUGGCAUACGUGUCGCGGUCGGGCGGCAUGAGCAACGAGCUCAACAACAUCAUAUCGAAGGAGGCGGACGGCGUCUGCGAGGGAGUCGCCAUCGGCGGCGACCGCUACCCCGGCACCACCUUCAUCGACCACUUGAUCAGGUACGAGGCGGACCCGCAGGUGAAGAUGCUGGUGCUGCUGGGCGAGGUGGGCGGCGUGGAGGAGUACCACGUGUGCCGCGCCAUCAAGGACGGCAUCAUCAAAAAACCCAUCGUGGCGUGGUGCAUCGGCACCUGCUCGGACAUGUUCACAUCGGAGGUGCAGUUCGGUCACGCCGGCUCGCUGGCGGGCUCGGAGAUGGAGAAGGCGGCCGUGAAGAAUGCGGUACUACGCUCGUACGGCGUCACCGUGCCGGACUCCUUCGACGGUCUCGGCGCCGCUGUCAACCAGGUCUACCAGAAGCUCGUCAAGGAGGGCAAGAUCAUCGUCAAGGAGGAGGUCGAACCGCCCAAAGUGCCCAUGGACUAUGACUGGGCGAGGAAACUGGGCAUAAUCCGCAAGCCGGCGGCGUUCAUCAGCACGAUCUGCGACGAGCGCGGGCAGGAGCUGUCGUACUGCGGCGUGCCCAUCAGCCAGGUGCUCGAGCGACAGCUCGGCGUCGGCGGCACCAUCAGCCUGCUCUGGUUCCAGCGUGAGCUGCCGGACUGGGCGAGCAAGUUCCUGGAGCUGGUGCUGAUCGUGACGGCGGACCACGGGCCGGCCGUGUCCGGCGCCCACAACACCAUGGUCACCGCACGCGCCGGCAAGGACCUCAUCUCGUCCGUCGUCAGCGGGCUGCUCACCAUCGGCGACCGGUUCGGCGGAGCGCUGGACCGCGCGGCGGCCGACUUCUGCGCCGCUUAUGACAAGGGACAGCACCCGCAGGAGUUCGUUAACGAGAAGCGCGCCAAGGGAGAACUCAUCAUGGGCAUCGGACACAGAGUGAAGUCGAUCAACAACCCGGACUCGCGCGUGCGCGAGCUGAAGGCGUACGUGACGUCGCGCUGGCCGGCGUGGCCCGUGACGCGGUACGCGCUGGACGUGGAGGCCAUCACCACGCGCAAGAAGCCCAACCUCAUCCUCAACGUCGACGGCAUCGUGGCCGCCGCCAUGGUCGACCUCUUCCGACACUGCCAGCUCUUCACUCAGGAAGAAGGCAACAACUACAUCCACAUGGGCUCGAUCAACGCGCUGUUCGUGUUGGGCCGCACCAUCGGGCUGGUGGGCCACUACCUCGACCAGAAGCGCAUGAAGCAGCCGCUGUACCGCCACCCGUGGGACGACAUCACCUACAUGUCGCCGCUCAACUAAACGCCCGCCCGCAAACCAACCUUUCGUAAACACACGAUAUGCAGCAUUAGGUGAUAGUCUGGUCUCGCCAUAGCCUCGGUGGCUUCUCAGACUCGUGGAUAUGCAUUUAGCGGGUAAAAUUAUAUCAAGCGAGUUGUCGCCUCUACGUGACUGUUGCACUACCCUUGUUCACCAAAACCUUUAUGACACCAGUUAACGAACAAAAGCGAAAAUCAAAGCUGGUGCAUUAAACCACUUGCUCUGUUCUCUUUGGCACCUUUUUGAAUAAAGGUCUUACGCCAUGUCCAAUAUUAAUUUGUAAUGUGAUAUAAUAUUUAUAGAAAUAUAUAAUUGAAUGCAUUUUAAUUGCAAGUGGGUUGCCUCGCCAGCUAGCUCUGUUUAGCUCUGUUUGUUAGAUCACACAUUUAGAACUUGAUUUGCUUAUGUCGUGUAUUUAUUUAAAGGCACCAGACGGGUUGGUAUCUAGUUAUUAGCGAAUUAAAUAAUUUAUUUUUGUGUCUAGUUUUUUCCUAUUCAAAAUCUAGACUUUCGAAAAUUAUUUAUUCGGAGCGCACGCUACACUUUAAGGACCGAGGCUCUCAAACGGCGCCGGCCACGACGGCUGGUUUUUUAUGUAUAAAGUAUAAACAUUAUUUUAUAGCUUUCAUGUUUGUUAUGUGAUAAGGAGGCUUUGUGUCAGCGUUAAUGAAAUAUGAGCACCAAGCGUAUUGUUAUAAGGUUUAUAAUAUAGUUAGCAUAUAAAUAUAUGUUCUCGUUCUGCCGUGGUCCGUGUUAGUGAGCGUCGGGCCUUGGAUGUUAGUUUCUGUAGAGUGGAGGAACAGAGGCGGGAGGUCGCGGGGGAAGCCGCGGGCGCGAUAUUGUUUCACACGAACUAGACUAGUUAAAUGUAGUUAUUUAUUAAGUAAUGUUAUCUUAGAACAACUGUUAGACUUAUAAGCGUUUCAUUGUGAGCACAAUAAAAUAAUCUUAUGUAUAUUUUGAAUUGGGUUGAUUAAUUGUAUUUUUUUUUUAUUGUUUAAAUUGAAUUGUUAAUAAAUCAAAUAUCAUGAUGUAUAAUAUGUCAUCAGUGGGAGCGGCGACCCUCGCGUCCGCUCGUCUCUGUGCUGCUGAGUAACUGCUGGAAUGUGCACGCCAAGUACAACAUAACGCCACAUUCACGUGUAGAGUUAUAUCGAUGUUUUGUAGCGCACGUAACGACUCCAACGUUCCGAAGGCGCGAUCGUUGGCGAUCAAUGUUCGUUAUGAUACGUGUUUUAACGUAUCGAGUUGUAAACAUAGUCGUGUGUCGUUGUUUCUCUAAAUACGUAACUGAACAACAUAACAUUACGUUAAUUGAACUACGACACAGAUCAGGUUCGUGUCGCGGCGUUUGUUGAAGGUGAACACUCGCGCUUUCAGAACAUUAGAGAUUCUCUACGUGAGCAUGUAAGGGGUUGUUAACUGUAUAGAAUAUAUUUUUUAUCUUCAAAUGUAAGAAAAAUUGCUUUUAUACGCGAAAACAAACAUCAUUCCAUACUUCAUUUUAUUUAUUUUACGACGGACAUGCGUACUGAAUUUAUUCAUUGUAUAUUGUGAUCGUGCGGUUUCGUCCGCCGUGCCUGACGUCAUCCUGUGGGAAUCUGUUUACAUGCCGACUGGAUCCUGGGUUACUAAGCAGGCAGUUCCCACGGGAUGCAAACUAUGACUAAAAAUCCAUUAUUUCUAGAUAAGUCGAUAAUACAGAAUAUAGAAAACUUUUAUAUACAGAUUACGUCGGACAUGUUAUAAAACAAAAAUCAUGCGUCGGUCGGGGCGCGUCUUGUGCGCUGUGUUCUAUGUUUGUGUGAUAACUUGAAUCAAAUCCAGUUUAACAACGUAAUACCAAAAACAUUUAUUUCUAACCGUAAAUAUUUGUAGUUUAUAGUUUUUGGAAAAAUCAGAACAGCAGAACUGAAUAUUCCGCUUGAAUGUUUAUUUUUGUAUUCUUAUUUAUUCUUUGGAUGAAUUUUUAAUGUAUUAUAUUUUACUUAUUUAAUACAUGUAAUGUACAAUUCGUUUUUUUUUUGUAUGAUAGUCGUGCGAAGAUUCAAUUUUAUUUGCAAUGGCGCGUGCUCAUUUGUGCGUGUAGAUGUAACGUCUGUUAGUCCUCGCAGUUAUAUUGAUCGACGUUUACAACACUAGUGACUUCUCGCCCUUUCACAUCGUUACCUUACAAUUACAAGGUUGUAGAAGUUAGUAAUUAUAAGGCAGCGAUAAUUACAACAGUUCAUUGAAUGAGUAGAAUGUUUCCAGUGUUGAAUGGUGUAUGGGCCGGACGCGUCCCGCCGACCGACAGCUAUUAUUUAUAUCGUUUAACUUGUUGCUAGAUCUGUUAAGCUCGUGAGUUAUUUGUAAUUAAUAUUUUGUUCUAUUAUUGGUUAUUGGGUAAUGUGAUUCUUUACUUGUAACGCGCGUGCGUCACCGGGGAGCGGAAUGUGGAACUACAAAGUUGGCUAAAACAAUGUUGCUUUUAGAAAAUAUGUUGUAUAGAGACAGCAUUACCACGUGCCUCAGUUAUAGUGCAUACGCAUUGUUGGUGCUAGAUUAUUAUUCGUGGCACUUUGAUACUCGUACACAUAUUUUGUCGCAGGCAUUAAUGCCGCUAGAACGUGUUAUAUAGAAAUCAGGAAUAACAAAAUACAAGCUGUUUGUAGCAGAUAGAAAUAUUGUAUUUUGAUGAAAAUUAAUAAGUGCAUUUCCGCUGGUGACUGCACACGAGAAUAUUGUAUAACGCUAACUCGCGACUCACUGGACUUCGCUCGAUACUUGUAGGCAUACGCGAUCCGUAAUACAGCUUAUAAAAUAUGUACAACUAUUUAUAGCUUGAAGCUAUACGGCUCAUAAUCAAACAUGCUCUAUGUGGCCUUUACCAAAAAAAUAAAUAAUUAUCAGUUUGGAGUGAUUGUGUCGUCGGUAUCGACGCGGUGCAGUGACGCGAGUGUCGGUGCGCUGUAACCGGAGUGAUGUCGGCUGCUCGACGCCAAUCCACGGUCAGAUCGUCUUUAUAACACAGUAACUAAUGCGCCAGAGAAAUACGGUUAUGUCACGGUAUAAGUGCAUAUUUCGAAUGCAUGGUUGUGUUAUUAGGGGUCGAAUUUGUUUAACAAUGAUUGCGUUGUAGGGCCGACACGCCGUCGAGUUACUUUGUAUACAGUUGCAAUAAAAUGAGAUGUCUCAAA
Molecule: messenger RNA, 6711 nt
Organism: Manduca sexta (tobacco hornworm)
Lineage: Eukaryota; Metazoa; Arthropoda; Insecta; Lepidoptera; Sphingidae
Gene: ATPCL
Product: ATP-citrate synthase
Exons: 23
Coding region: 257-3514 (1085 amino acids)
Biological process (GO): acetyl-CoA biosynthetic process; citrate metabolic process; tricarboxylic acid cycle
Cellular component (GO): cytosol
Molecular function (GO): ATP citrate synthase activity
Source: RefSeq, a predicted model, not a curated record